GGUGUUUACCUUCAAUUUGCAUGCUCGUGAGCUGCGGAGUCAAAGCGUCAUCAACCGGCGACUACGCCGAAAGAAGAAGCGCCACACUGUCAGCGUUUCCAGCGCUGGGACAUUAAACCCGGAGUAGAGGGAAAUUAGGGGCGGAGCUUGGAAAUAACGUUAGUGCACCAUGAGUUUGUUUGGAGCAAGCUCGGGGUUUGGGACCGGAGGGACCGGCGUGUUUGGAAGCACCACAACAGACAGCCACAAUCCCAUGAAGGAUGUUGAAGUGACUUCACCUCCAGAUGACAGCAUCAGCUGCCUGGCUUUCAGCCCACCCACCAUGCCCGGAAACUUCCUCAUUGGAGGAUCCUGGGCUAAUGAUGUCCGGUGUUGGGAGGUGCAGGACAAUGGACAGACGGUUCCCAAAGCCCAACAGAUGCACACAGGUCCAGUGCUGGAUGCAUGCUGGAGUGAUGAUGGAAGCAAAGUCUUCACAGCUUCCUGUGACAAGACAGCCAAGAUGUGGGAUCUUAACAGCAAUCAAGCCAUCCAGAUUGCACAGCACGAUGGUCCAAUUAAGGCAAUCCACUGGAUAAAAGCCCCAAACUACAGCUGUGUCAUGACUGGCAGUUGGGAUAAAACACUCAAGUUCUGGGAUACUCGAUCUCCCAAUCCAAUGAUGUCACUGCAGAUGCCCGAGAGAUGCUACUGUGCAGAUGUUGUGUACCCCAUGGCAGUGGUUGCCACAGCUGAGAGAGGCCUGAUAGUUUACCAACUAGAGAACCAGCCCUCUGAGUUUCGCAGAAUAGACUCUCCUCUCAAACAUCAGCACCGUUGUGUGGCCAUAUUCAAGGACAAGCAGAACAAGCCUACAGGCUUUGCACUGGGAAGCAUUGAGGGCCGAGUGGCAAUUCACUAUAUCAAUCCUCCAAACCCAGCCAAAGAUAACUUCACUUUCAAGUGCCACAGAUCCAAUGGAACCAACACAACCACUCCACAGGACAUCUAUGCAGUGAAUGCCAUCGCCUUCCAUCCCGUCCACGGCACCCUGGCUACUGUGGGCUCAGAUGGACGCUUCAGCUUCUGGGACAAAGACGCCCGCACUAAGUUGAAGACCUCAGAGCAGCUCGACCAGCCCAUCACAGCUUGCUGCUUCAACCAUAAUGGCAACAUCUUUGCGUAUGCUUCCAGUUACGACUGGUCGAAGGGCCAUGAGUACUACAACCCCCAGAAAAAGAACUACAUCUUCCUGAGGAAUGCCGCUGAGGAGUUGAAGCCUCGGAACAAGAAAUGAUUCAUCGUGCCAAGUUACAUCUUUUGUGGAGAAAUACGGAAGACCUGCUGCUUUAGUGUGUGUGUAUACGCUCGAGAAAGACUCCUUCCUUUCGACAAACACCUGGACCAAUGCCGUUGGGCUGUGUACUGUGCAUGGACCAAUCAGAAGGGCCUACCCAGCCUGGCGUUGAUGACAGCUGCAUGACAGUUGGUCUUAGAGUUCAUCUUAGAGGAAGAGGGCUU
Archocentrus centrarchus (flier cichlid) is the source of this 1500-nucleotide messenger RNA. It is a transcript of the gene rae1, whose product is annotated as ribonucleic acid export 1. Gene Ontology annotation, molecular function: protein binding. Lineage: Eukaryota; Metazoa; Chordata; Actinopteri; Cichliformes; Cichlidae. Bases 170 to 1276 code for a protein of 368 amino acids. The transcript is spliced from 13 exons. The record is from RefSeq and is a predicted model, not a curated record.